UCUAUUGUGAUGUUAAACUGAUUUUCGGAUGAGAGAGAGCGAGAGAGAUAGGGGGAGAGAGAUAGACGGAGAGAGACAGAGAGAGACGAGCUUUUAAUGUAUGUUUUAGAAGAUGUGAUCAGACCUGACUUCCGUCACAUUUGAUCACUUUCCUCUUGAUGUUUUAGCUUUCCAGACUCCGGAGGAAAGUUGGGGGUGUUAGUGGAGUCCGCCUGCCUGCCUGUCGCACUGUGCGCUGCAGGAAUGCACUUUGAAGGGAUCGACGUCUGGAUCCCAAACAACUCCUGCUUUCAUUUUCCUUCAUGAGAAGUUAGAAACUAAUGAAAGAAAUGCGCUGGUGAAGGAUAUUUUUUGCCAGUCCAGUUCCCCUGGACCUCACGCCGUCCGUCCGCGCUGUGGACGGAGGAGCGCGGGCGGAGGGAGAGCGCUCCGCCGGCGCAGCCAUGGAGAGCGGAGCCCGGGCGGGGCUCCGCGCGGCGGACGGGGAAGGGGAAGGAGGCGGCUGGAUGUUGGUGGAGGCCCGGCUGCAGGGAGGAGCACCGUGGGGCUUCACCCUGCAGGGCGGCCUGGAGCACGGGGAGGCGCUGGUCAUCUCCAAGGUAGAACAGGGCGGUAAAGCAAACAGGCUGGAGCAGCCUCUGCUUGUCAGGGAUGAACUCAUCGUUAUUAACGAUGUGGAGCUGAGUGGAUACCGACAGGAGGCCAUCGCGCUCAUCAAGGGAUCCUACAAGUCUCUGGAGCUCACUGUCCGGAGGGGGUUUAAUCCUGGAAAUAUGGAGGACUUUGUUACUGCAACAAACUGCCUUCCUGUUCUUCCCCUGUCUUCUCCUCUCUCUUUUCAGUUACCACCCUCGUCACCACCCCUGCAACCAACAUUUCACUCAUCCAAUCACAGCUGGGGAUCAGCAUCCCACCUCAUCAUAAAUAACGGACACAGGGAACCUUCCUCUCGUCCUCAUUCAUGGCACUCAACAAAGAUUGGUGAAGGUCAGCAGGACCAGGGAGCAAUGGACACCAUGAACAACGCCUGGCCUCAGAGUUAUCAUUCCAGUGUCUCGACAGCGGACCUGUGUGGCGGGUUUGACUCCAGCGGGAGCUACCUGAGGAAGAGCCCGGACCAGUACAGCUCCAGGGGCAGCAUGGAGAGCCUGGACCCUCCUCCGUCCUCCCAGCUCCACUCUGCAGCUCAGCACCACCACCCACUGGAACACCGCGCCAACAUCGGGUACCACCCGGCCUACUCCUGCCACCAGCUGUCCUCUGCCAGGUCGUCAAACAGCAUUGACCACCCGCACAGCAAGCGAGACUCUGCGUACUCCUCCUUCUCCACCAGCUCCAGUAUCCCAGACUACCUGGCCUCCAACCCCUGUUUCAGAACAGAGCGCUCCUACUCCAUGGAGACUGUCCCUCAGAGAGGGGGGGGCAGUGCAGAGAUGCUGCAGGCUGACAUACGUCACGCCCGUACGCCGUAUGACAUCCAACAUGGAGGCUCUCAGGACCGUGAGCUGAGCUCCGCCUCCACCGGAUUGCUGACUAGCAGCAACUCCAGAGGCCGAGUGAGAACAGGUCCAAGUGGUGUUGUGUGCUACCGCGGGACCAGCAGUGGGAAGACUAGUUGCAGGAACAGCAGCGGUACGUCAGUUUCAAACCGACACAGUGUGGGGCCGAUAUGGGGAUCGACCUCCAGACACAGCUCCUAUGAGAGCCUGAAGGGGGCGCCCGCUCCACCCAGACGCAGCGACAGCUACACCGCCAUCAAGAACCACGACAGACCAAACUCCUGGUCUAGUCUGGAGAAUGUCCGGUCGCUCAGAUCUCAGCAGAAAGGUUCCUGGCAUCAUUCCAGCAGCUCUGUUGCCUCGGGUAAAGGUUCGUAUGGGAUCGAGGGUCAGCUCCACACCGUCAUCGAGAAGAGUCCAGAAAGCAGUCCAACCACAAAACCCCCGGCAAGGUGGGGGGUUCCUCCAGCCCCAUUUCUCCUCUGGAAACUCCUCGCUCGAGGAUCAGGAGUCCCAGCACCAGACCCUGCAGACCACACGGGAAAACUAAAGGAGGGAAAGCAGAUGGACAGACUGGGGCUCAAAAGCGUCCAAAUCACCAUGGCCUUACAAAGACUCGCCGGCUCCUCGCUGUCAGGACUGGAACCACAGAGACCAGGACAACGACAGAGAAAACCGCUGACCCGCCUGGAGCUGGCCCUGGCUGAGGUCCAGCGGUGCUCCAGCCCCGACCAUGUUCUCUCCGCCAAAAACCACAACGUUAAUGUCAAUGACAGUGCCCAUGGGUGUGCCCAUAGUCUUUCUGUUUUGGAGAAAGUCAGCUGUUUUGAGCGUCGGGAACGCAGUGAAAAGCAGCGCGGUCAAAGUGCUCAUCUGCGGAUGACUGAAAAAGGCCGCGGGGGCCCCUGUGGGACGGAUGAUCUUAGAAAUAUGCUUGAGAGAAGCACCAAAGGAAUCAAAGCCCAUAGGACGAUGAGUUACAGAGGAGGCAGCAGCGAAUACAUGAAACACAGGACUCCAGCAGAUCCCAGCUCUGCCCUCCAGAGAAGCCGCAGCACCUUCCAGCUGGACUCCUCCAGGCCCAGAGACUUCCCUUGGAGGCAAGACAUCCAGGAUAUGAACGACCCCCUGCACGACAUGUCGUCUAACAGACAGAGCGACCUCAAACCCACGCCUUCUAAUGCUCCUUUGACUGUGUCCUCAUCCAGCAGUCAUCAGCAAUCAACUGUCCCUACCAAGUAUUUUUCACAAGAGAAGAAAGGCCCCCAAACCAUGCCCAAGCCCCAGGGCAUCCUCGUCACGCCACGUUCUCUAACAUCGCUGCCUUCCCCUCACACGCCAAAGGAAAGACACGUGAUCAGCCCAGACGUCCGAGGCCCGAGCCCCCCAGCCCUCCCCAGUGUCCCACCAGUCGGAGCUGCUCCGCUCAUCAGGAUCUGUGGACGCAAGCGUCUGACAGCCGAUCAGAAGAAACGUUCAUAUUCAGAGCCCGAGAAUAUGAACAAGGUCGGGGUUUCGGGUAGCGAGGCCCUUUUCCAGUGUGGAGGAGAAACGAGUGUGGCAGACCGACGGAGGAUGUUUGAACUUGCAGUAAGUCAUGCUGGGGGCAGGGCUCCCCAGAGCGCCAUAUCAAGACCCGAACUACGACAGGCUCAGCAAGAUGCUCUGGCAGACUACGUGGACAGAAAGAGGGGAGUAAAGAGAGAGGGGGGAGAGCAGCGGAGUGGAUCAAGGCCUCACAGCGCUCAUCAGCACCACGAACACGGCAGCCACACAGACUCCCUCAGCAUGUCUUCUGCCUCCAGCCAGCUCUCCCUGCAGGACUCUGCUCCAGAUCAAAUCGAGAGGUCUUUUUACCCAACCGUCCCUCCUGGUGCAGACAUAAACAGUCUUCAGUCCAGCUUUUUCUACCCGGGCAGGGUGACAUCACAGAGGCCUCCUGCACGUCCAGCACCCAGUGCUUCUCCUGGCUUCACCGUUGAGCGUGCUCAGAUCCCCCACCUCCCCCCCGAGGCCGACAUCAGGAAACAGAGUCCGGCCCACCAACAUCCUCAGCAGGCCAGAGAGACUCAACUCGCUCGGGGAGUUUCUGAAGAGCACGACGUGGUGCUGCAGAGGACGGCCUCGUCUCGCCGGCCUCAGAAAUCAGCGUCUGCUGAGGAUCUCCUGGCUUACAAAGACGGGCCCACCUCUUCUCAACACUACUGGUCUCACGCCUCUGCGACAGCAGAGAAACUCAACCAGGGCUUCCUUCCAGAAGACAUCAGGAUGGUUGAUGUCCUUUUUCCUGAAUCAGGGGGCUGUGCUAAUGCUGCUGAUUGUCCUGUAAGCAGCCAUAUGUCAGGAGACCUGGUCUCUCCUGUGCCAUCCCAGUGUACACACAGCGUCACCCAGCUGGAACAGUCUGCUCAAGACUACUGCCACACCCCCGUCACUCGUAGAGAGCGUCAGAAGAACGGUGAACGCCAGCGCGCCAACAGUACGUCUGCCCUGGCGGCCUCUGUCGGCUUGCCCUGCGACUUCUCUCCCCUCAUGACUGCAGAGAGAGGCACCGCCGAGUGGAAAGCCAGUGAGAGGCUGAGCCAAGCCAACCUGGAUGCCAUCACCUUCCCAGACAUCCCCCAAACCGGCCCUGCUGAUGAUGAUGCUGCUGCUGCUGGCGCCCCCGGCAACAGGAAGAGUGUGACGAUGGAUGGACAGAGCAGAGACAGCAGUACAUCAGAUGACACCAAAAAGGAAACAGGCAGAAGCAGAGUCUCCAGUUCGGAGAUGAGAGAAAGGCAUUCCCCAGAAAAGGCUAAACUUGGCACGUCAGCAUUAUUACCACAUGGCGAGACUUUCUCGCCAAACAGGGAGAGCGAUGAGCGCGCACCAUCUUCACCAUCCUCCCGUUCAUCUGUUCAUCGGCACCUGUCCUCUCUAAGAAUCUCUGAGUCCAGUCUUCUUGGCUCCCUCGACCAACAGCAUCCACUAGAAACUGUCCCAAGGUUUCCACCGGAGGACUUUGAUGAAGUGUUCCUCCAAAAUAACAACUGUAAACCAUUUCCAGAGACGCACGAGACAAACAUUACAGAGGACUUCCCUCCGCCUCCUCCACCAUUGAAGCAGGACACCCAACAGCAGCCGCAGCCGUCCUCCGUCACAGCAUUUACAACUGAACACAACCUUGGUUUUGAGUACCAACUGCUGCCCAAGAGGGAGAAGACAUCAGAGGAGCUCCGAGCGGAGGACCUGGCUCAUCAGCUGGUGCUGCAGGAUCCCUCUCUGGCAUCCUUUUUGGACACGUGGGGGAGUAAAUCCAUAGUAGAACUGAUGGAAGAGAUGUUUCCGAACAGCCGGCUGACUGGUACAUCAGGUUGGCAGCGCAGAGGCAGUGUCCAGGUGGAGGACAGGGUCCAGCCUGGUGUCCGUAAUCCUGCUCAGACGGUGACAGAUCAAAGGAGGAAGGAGACAGACCUGGAUGAGGAAGAGAAAGACCUCAACAUUAGGAAGGUUGAACUGUGUGAGGCGUUGAGGAGCAGCGUGGCAGCUCUGGAGAGAGACAAGCAGGCGCUGUGUGAGGAGCAGAGCAGCCACCAGGCUUUGGGGGGCAGCAUUGAGCUGCUGGUACAGGAACGCCUCAAAACAAACGAGAGGGACAAGUACAUUAUGUUCAUCGGAGAUCUGGAGAAGAUUGUGAACCUUCUGCUGUCUCUAUGUAGUCGGCUGGCGAGGAUCAAUAGAUCUCUUCUUGCUCUGGAGAAAGACAAAACGAUGAUGUCACAGGAAGCAAAAGAGGAGAGGGAUUCCCUUCAUCACAAACGCUUGCAACUCCUACGUCAAACUGAAGACGCCCGGGAACUGAAGGAAAACUUGGACCGGCGGCAGCGUGUGGUCCACGCCAUUCUUUCCAGCUACCUCACUGCAGAACAACUCCAAGACUACUGCCGCUUUGUCGGCACUAAACCCUCUCUCCUCAUACGCCAGCGGCACCUGGAUGAACUGAUACGGCACGGUGGGGAGCAGCUCAGGAGGCUGGCGGAGAGCCUGCCUGCAGAGGUGACGGAGGCUCACAGCUGGCUGAAGGCCUGUCGCCUCUCCAACCCCACGCUCUGCUUUUCUCUCUUUUCCUCACUGGUUCCACCCUCCGUUACUCCUGCUGCCACCCAGCCGCUCAGGUCCGCCAGUGUAACGCCACUGUGAUGCUGAGGACAGGCAAUAAAGGAAAGAGAAACUCAAGCGAUGCUCUAUAAUGCUGCAGCUUUAGCUUGAGAAGCUAAGGCUUCACUCUCACUGAAAAACUAUGCAGAUUUUUUUACAAAUAAGAACCGUCUUUAAUGUGCCUCAUUAUAAUCACACCUGACUGAAUGUUAGAUACUUUUCUACGACGGAGUAUUAGGGCCAAACUAAGAGGGAGAAAAAAAAGGAAAUUACGAGAAUAAAGUCGUAAAAUUACGAGAAUAAAGUCGUAAUAUUUUGAGAAUAAAGUCGUAAUAUUAAAUAUAAAUAUAUAAAUAUAAUUUCACAAGAUGCUCAAUAUUCCUCAUUUUAACACAAGGAGAAGAUGCUCUUCCUGUUAGAGUUCUCAUAAAUUACGACU
This is a messenger RNA of Cololabis saira (Pacific saury), 6078 nucleotides long. RefSeq names its product shroom family member 3 (gene shroom3). Gene Ontology annotation, biological process: actin filament organization. Lineage: Eukaryota; Metazoa; Chordata; Actinopteri; Beloniformes; Belonidae. The transcript has 26 exons. Bases 444 to 5681 code for a protein of 1745 amino acids. Gene Ontology annotation, cellular component: adherens junction; cortical actin cytoskeleton; apical plasma membrane. Gene Ontology annotation, molecular function: actin filament binding. The record is from RefSeq and is a predicted model, not a curated record.